AUGGAAGAAAGUGUUCUAGGAAAAGAGAACACACCCAUCCACCCAUUCAUCCACCCGUCAUUCAUCUAUCGAUCCAUCUAUCCAUCCAUUCACUCAUCUACCCAUAUAUCCACCCAUCAUCCAUCUGUUCACUCAACCUCCAUCUAUCCAACUAUUCAUUCAUCCAUCCAUCCACCCAUCCACCCAUCUAACCACCCAUUAUGUAUCCAUCCAUCCAUCCACCCAUCCACCAAUCAAUUCACACAUUAUCCAUCCAAACAUCUCUCCAUUCAUACAUUUAUCAAUCCAUUCAUUCACUCAUCCAUCCAUACAUACACACAUACAUCAUCCAUCCAUCUGCCCAUUAUCCAUCCAUCCAUCCAUUCACCUAUCCAUCCACCCAUCCAUUUACCCAAAAUUCAUCUAUCCAAUCACCUGUCCAUCCACAUAUCCAUCCAUCCACCCAUCCAUCCACCCAUCCAUCCAUCCACCCAUCCAGCCAUCCACUCAUCCACCCAUCAUCCAUAUAUUCACCCAUCCAUCCAUCCAUCCACCCACCCAUACAGUCAUCCAUCCACUCAUCGAUCCACCCAUAAUUCUCCAUCCACCCAUCCCUUCAUUCAUCCACCCAUCCGUCCAUCCAUCCAUCCACCCAUUACACAUCCAUCCAUCCAUCCAUCCACCCACCCAUCCACCCAUCUAUCCACCCAUUAUCCAUCCAUCCACUCAUCCGUUCACUUAUCC
Messenger RNA from Mesoplodon densirostris (Blainville's beaked whale), 723 nucleotides. Its product is annotated as guanine nucleotide exchange factor subunit RIC1-like. The annotation marks the transcript as partial. The record is from RefSeq and is a predicted model, not a curated record. The transcript has 3 exons. NCBI's taxonomy places the organism in Eukaryota, Metazoa, Chordata, Mammalia, Artiodactyla, Ziphiidae.